GAUAUGUAUAUAACGGGUGUCUGUCAGAGCUUAUCAGAUUCUUCCUUAUUAUAGAAAUUUUUGAAAAACUUAGCUUUGGUCUUCCUUGCUGAUUGGUUAACGAAAAUAAUGCAACUGAAACCUAUUAAAACUAUGUUAUGUAUCAACCAGAUUGCUAGUAUUGAUGAUGCGAAUAAUAACUUAUUAUGGACUCAGCUUCGAAGUGACAACUAUGUUAACAUACGUGAUGGUAACAAGUAAUUAAUCUGGACAUUACAAAAAGGGUUCGUGCAAAAUACAUGAUCAAAAUGAGAGAAGAGACAUUCUGGUCUUGGCUCCGAACUGUCAGAUUAUCAAGACUGAUCUGCGUUUUUGUUCCUUGCUUCAUCUUUGCUCCCAUCCUAACCUACUGGUGGCUUACAACCUCAUUACAGACUAGUUCUGUUGUUGACCGAGACUCCGCUGAUGUAGCCAGAAAAGUUCUCGGUCUCAUAGAUUUUGACCAUUUAUCUGGACCAGAGCUAAAAAACAGAAUUGACGAGUUGUUGAGAAUCAAAGGAUCUGUUCAAGCAGAACUUCAGAAUCUAGAGAAGAAACGACAGGUUAUGUUGACGGACUUGUCCGACCUGACCAGAACUAUCGAGGGGUUGAAGGCGGAGGCCAGCAAGGAGAUCAAGGAGCUCGACAAACUCAGAGCUUCUAUUCAACAGACUAGACUCUCACAGAUUGAUCUUAUUCAGAGAAACACCCCGGAGAUCAAACCUCCGCUGCCCAUUAUUCCGUCGGAGAAAAGUUUUAAGAUUAUAAAACCUGGGAACUCCGAUGAGGUUUGUGAUCUUGAGACUUGUUUUGAUUACUCCAGAUGUUCUCUCACCUCCGGAGUCAGGAUUCAUUUCUACGAUUCUAAAUCUCAAGACAAAUUCUGUUUGAAAAUUACAUCAAUUCUAACAGGCUCUAGUUCCCUUGUUAAGAGUCCCGACACGGCGUGUUUAUAUCUACACAUGUAUAAUCCUGCACAGUCCCUUUCCCAUCACAGAUCUCUCUCUCAUUGGCAAGGGGACGGGAGGAACCAUAUCAUUCUUAACCUAGAUCAGAAACCUUUAGAUCCGGUACAUACAGACCGAGCAAUGAUUGCUCAGCCAACCUUUUCCAGGGGCAUGUACAGACCUGGCUUCGAUAUUGUGCUACCGGAGAUGGUUGAUGAGACCCGUCCUGUGUGGAUGCUUUAUCCAAACAUGGUUCCGAUCACGCGGAAAUAUCUAUUAUCUUUUAAAGGAGAACUUAAUUUAGAAACCAGUUCAACGAUUGAUCCGUUAACAAAGAAAAUAAUACAAAUAUUAAAAAGUAUUCAGACCGAAGACAAAACUCAGGACGAGUUUCUUCUCUCCUUUUCUUGUAAAACCCGAAGUUUCGAAGUUUCGGACCAAGACUGGUAUCUCUGUGACGAUGAAGACCGGAGAAAUGAAGUCCUAGAGAAAUCUACUUUUAACCUUAUAAUUGUUCCGACUGAAGAGGAAACUCUGAACUCACGAGCCCUAAACCGUAGACUGUACGAGGCCCUCCGCUCCGGAAAUAUCCCUGUUAUCCUGGGAGCAAACCUAGUUCUACCCUUCUCCGAGGUUGUAGAUUGGAGCAGGUUCUCCCUGGUUCUCCCUAGAUCCAGGAUUACGGAACUACACUAUCUUCUCCGAACCUUCACAUACUCGGAUAUAUUCAAAAUGAAGCGACAGGGGCGAUUAGUUUUUGAGAACUAUUUCUCAAGUACAGAUGUGGUGCUGAGCACCCUGAUUGGACUGGUUCAAACUAGACUCCAGCUUCCACCAACACAAGUCUUAGAUUCGUUCUCGCCUUCAGUAUUUAAUUCUAGUUUCCGUCCUCUACUGAUGGAUUCUCUUCCACCUGAUGUAGAGCCUGACGAGAGCCUCGGACCUCUGGAGGCUCCUUUCCCCUCCCCUGACUUCAGGCGAAACUUCUCCUCUGUGUUCAGUGAACGUUGGGGAAACUGGAAUUCAAGAUUCCAGGCUUUAACCCUGUUCCCUCACACCCCUUGGGAACCUAUCCUGCCAACUGAGGCUAAGUUCCUUGGAUCCUCUACAGGGUUCCGUCCUAUCUCCGGGGGGGAGGGAGGAUCAGGGAAGGAGUUUAGUCAGGCUCUAGGUGGGAACUAUCCACAGGAGCAGUUUACUGUUGUUAUGCUGACAUAUGAGAGAGAAACUGUGCUCAUGAGUUCGCUGUCUAGAUUGUACGGUCUUCCAUACUUAAACAAGGUGGUUGUUGUCUGGAACAGUCCUAAACCACCACAUCAAGAUCUUAGAUGGCCAGAUAUAGGAGUACCUAUUCAUGUUGUGAAAGUUGAGAAGAAUAGUUUAAACAAUAGAUUCCUUCCCUUCUCUGCUAUAGAAACUGAAGCUAUCCUCAGGGAACCAUUCUCAACAAAUAUUAAAGAAUGUGUUUGUUAAUUGUGUUUAAGAUUUCGAACCAUAUUUUCUAGAGGGGAUUUUAAAAACCUAAUUUAAUAUCUUAGAUUGGUUGGGUUCCCUGGUAGGUUCCAUUCCUGGGACGGAAAUCAUAGUUCCUGGAACUAUAAUUCUAAUUAUAGCUGUGAGCUAUCCAUGGUUCUAACAGGAGCUGCGUUCCAUCAUAAAUAUUAUAGUUACCUUUACUCACAACAGAUGCCACAGGCAAUCAGGGAUAUGGUGGAUGAUCUAGUGAACUGUGAAGAUCUAGCGAUGAAUUUCUUAAUUUCUCACGUAACCCGACAACCUCCUGUUAAAGUAACUUCAAGAUGGACGUUCAGAUGCCCUGGAUGUCCUGUAUCAUUAUCUGAAGAUGAUUCACAUUUUCAGGAGCGGCAUAAAUGCAUAAAUUUCUUCUCUCGAGUUUACGGAUACAACCCCCUGGUGUAUACUCAAUACAGAGCAGACUCAGUACUCUUCAAGACCAGGAUACCUCCUGAUAAACAGAAAUGUUUUAAGUUUAUCUAAUUCCUUGUCAAGUAUAGG
This is a messenger RNA of Eurytemora carolleeae, 2981 nucleotides long. It is a transcript of the gene botv, whose product is annotated as exostosin-3-like. The transcript is spliced from 17 exons. Gene Ontology annotation, molecular function: glycosyltransferase activity. The record is from RefSeq and is a predicted model, not a curated record. NCBI's taxonomy places the organism in Eukaryota, Metazoa, Arthropoda, Copepoda, Calanoida, Temoridae. Gene Ontology annotation, cellular component: membrane.